Molecule: messenger RNA, 1334 nt
Organism: Arachis stenosperma
Lineage: Eukaryota; Viridiplantae; Streptophyta; Magnoliopsida; Fabales; Fabaceae
Exons: 8
Coding region: 1-1272 (423 amino acids)
Source: RefSeq, a predicted model, not a curated record
AUGCCCGGAGAUGGCGGCGACGGCAGUGGUGGUGGUGGUGUUGCUAUCAGAGGUGGCAACAUCUACUGGGGAAGGAAAGGGGGCACUGAUUUCAGAAGAAUCGUUGUGAUCUUUGCUUGGGUUUCUAUUCCACACAACUUGCUUUGGGAAUUCGUUGACUCUUCUUUGGGAUGGAAUUCCCUUGUUUGUUAUGCUCAUUAUCUUUCUGCAUUCCAUGAUGAAAAUGUCAUGUCACUGGCAUUUAGUGUUCUUAAGGAGCUUAUUGAGGAACUGCGGAUUAGGUCAUGUCCUGUUGUAUUUGCUACAUUUUCUGCUGGGUCAAAAGCCUGUCUGAACAAGGUAUUUCAGCUUAUUGAAGGAGGAUGUGAAGCUCGAAUACACAUGCAUAACUAUCAGUUGCUUAAGAGAUGUGAUUCCGGACACAUCUACGAUUCUGGCCCGCUAGAUGUUACGAGUGAUUUCGGCUUCCGUUUCUCUCUACACCCUUCCAUUGCAAAAGUGCCCGAACUAAAUUGGGUCGAACCAUCAAAGCUUGCUACCUGGGUAGCAAAAUCUGUUGUUUCUGGUUUAGAUGCUCUAUAUAUAACUAGGUUGGAAGUCCUAGCUUCUGAACAUUGGCAAGCUUUAUAUUCUUCUGUGAAUUUUGGUGCCUCGUUUCUCGUUGUAUGUUCUGAGAAUGAUGACCAUGUGCGGUACCAAAGCAUCUACGACUUUGCCCAACGGCUGUGCAAUGUUGGUGGAGAUGUCAACCUUUUAAAUUUGAGUGGCUCGUCUCACGUAGGACACUACAAGCAGCAUCCGAUCCAAUAUAGGGCUGCUGUGAGCAAUUUAUUUGAGAAGGCUGCUUCAAUAUAUUCGCAAAAACUGAUCCUCAAACGAGAAAGAACUCAUAUGGAAGGUGCACAAGAUGAGAUAUCCGAGUUAAUCUGCGACCUUCGGAAGGUGGCUAUCAAUUCAAAUAAGAGCCUUAGAAGAGUUGCAGUUGGGCCAAGGGACCAUUUCUUUAUGCCUAGUGCUGCCGGACAUUACAAUGAUAGGGACUCUGGGACUGUGCAAGACGAACAGAAAGAAAAACCUAUUUUUCUGCCCAGCUCUCCAAGCAUCAGUGCUCAUAGUGUCCUUGGUCAAUUUCUUUUUGACGUUUGCGUUCGGAAGAAUGUCGAAGGUUGGGAUGUUAAAUUUUUUGGAACUCCAAACGAAAGGUUGUAUUCUUCAGCUCCUAGGCAUUCACCUUUAAGUGGUAUUAAACGCAUCCGUCGCUCAAGGUUAUGAAGUUGUUUCUUGCGUCCGAUUGAGGAAAUACUGUUAUAUAAGCUUGACUGAACCAUCACCAA